AUGAGUUCUAAAAUAUCAUCAAUAUUACCAGCGCAUCUCAAAUCAUCCAAAGACAACAACAAAACCAUCUCUCCACCCGAUCCUUCUCCUCAAGCAUUUCAUCCAACCGCACCAUCUGCACCAGCAGCAGUAACCUCAGAUAAUCAAGACCGCCUUAGACAACAAGGUCUCAUACCGUCAAAUGCAUCGAGUACAUCAGGAUCGACCGUGUCUGCACCCACCAUCUUAUCUUCCAGACGCUCCUCCCAGUCCAGUCUACCAUUCUAUGAAGGAGGCGUACGAUCAAGGCACACUAAAUUUGUCACUUGGCUAGGAAGAUUUGGAUUUAUUGCGAAAGGAAUAGUAUACGGCAUUAUCGGCGUCCUCACAUGUACAAACGCUACCGGGGCGUGGACACCAAACGGAAGUCAGAACAAUGAGUCUCCACAGGGUGCUUUUCUUUUACUUGGUGGAAUACCAGCCGUUGGUCGUCCUAUCCUGGUGAUUAUGGCUAUUGGCCUAAUAACCUAUAUUAUCUGGAGAUUCUGGGAAGCAAUUACAGGACAAGGACAAGAUAUCAAUAUGGGAAAAAAGGGAAACUUCUUUCGGUAUCGUCUGUCCCCAUUUGUCAGUGGCUGUGUCUAUGCCGCAUAUACCUACUAUGUUAUUCAAAUGAUUUAUCAAACUGCAGAAGAGCAACAAACCACAGCUUCAAGUAAAGAGUUUCCGGCAUCCUGGACUUCAUCCAUGAUCGGAAGAGCCGGUAUUGGUGUGCUCGGUAUCGCAUUUAUUAUUGCAACCAUAACCCAGCUUGUGAAUGCGAUCACAGGAAACUUCAUUACAGAUCUAAAGACAUCCGACCCUAAUGCACGCCGCUGGGAAGCCAUUAUUGUUCACACUGCUGGCCGGAUUGGCUUUGUGGCUCGCGGUGCUGUAUUCUGCACCAUGUCAGGUUUCUUUUGGGAUUCUCUUGCAAAACGUAAUGAGUCUGGACGUCAGAAUAUGACUGCCGCCGCUCUUUCUAAAUUAGCAGAGAACAGAGCAGGCAGAGCAUUUAUGAUCAUACUUGGAACUGGUCUGGUAAUAUACGCCUUGUUUGCCAUAUCGAAUGUACACUAUAAAUACUUUCCUACCCCACCACCAUCGCGUGUUGGCGUUUACUUGGAAGAAGAUCAGAGAAGAGAAAAUCACCAGCGUCACCUGAAUGAGGAAGAAGAGCGAGAACGUGCAGUAAGAGAGGCGCAAGAAAAGAGAGAACGUCAGGAAGAAAAAAGAAGAAAACGCAGAAAGUAUAUGUUUUGGUUACCUAAAGAGAAACCUACUACAGAGCUGGAUCCUGAGCCUGCUGUUAAAAAUACCCCUUGGUGGAAGUUUUGGGAUAGACCACAGCCUACUGAUCUCGAGAAAAGUUAG
Molecule: messenger RNA, 1392 nt
Organism: Phycomyces blakesleeanus NRRL 1555(-)
Lineage: Eukaryota; Fungi; Mucoromycota; Mucoromycetes; Mucorales; Phycomycetaceae
Exons: 3
Coding region: 1-1392 (463 amino acids)
Source: RefSeq, a predicted model, not a curated record